Guillardia theta CCMP2712 is the source of this 1188-nucleotide messenger RNA. RefSeq lists its product as hypothetical. NCBI's taxonomy places the organism in Eukaryota, Cryptophyceae, Pyrenomonadales, Geminigeraceae. Bases 1 to 1188 code for a protein of 395 amino acids. The transcript has 3 exons. The record is from RefSeq and is a predicted model, not a curated record.
AUGGCUUGCCAAAAGUACCGGCUGCCGCCUUCGGAGCAGGAGAUCUUGAAGAAUGAUGCAUUCUUCUGCCGAUUGAAGACAAUGCCUUAUACAGGGCUCCAGGUGUUGGAUGUUUCGAACGGGAAGAUCCCCAGGUUUUCGGAAAAUCAGGGUCAAUCCAAGCUUUCCCAUCAAUUCAUCCCACCAGUGUGUGUGGAGAGACUCAAAGAAGUUUGCUUGCUCGAGCCCGUCUGGAGCUGCAGCAACGAAGAUGAUGAAAAUCUUCGGCAUGAACUUCUAGACUGGACUGUGCAAAUCCCGGAGAAGCUCCUCAAUGGGGAGGUUUUCGUCAAGUUCUUAGAUGGGAACUCGGCUGCCUUCGCAAUAUCCCAUCCCUCCAUCGUCCAGCAUCUGUAUGCAAACUGUGGAUCAGAUUUCCUCCAUCCCAACUUCCAGAUGUGGAGCCAUCAUCCUCCUCGCACCCUCGUGAGGCCGGUGCAUGGCUCCGUCUACUUCAUCUCCACCGCCGAGUCAGAUCUGAGUCCCAGCAUGUGCAAAGGAGGAAGCCUUUUCAAAUGGAAGCAGUCGGGAGCAGCCCAGUACCUCAAAGUAAGCUUGCCUUUCUCUCCCUUUACUGGAAACCUGUCGGAUCAUCCUCCGAUGCUGCACUACAUCCCCUACGAGUGCACUCAGCCCGUCAUGAACAGUGAAGGAGCUGGUCAGCAGGAAGCGGAGAAGUGCUUCCUGAUGCGCGUUUACACGCUCCACUCCUUCUCCUGCCCCUGCAAGUACUGCAUUACUGCCAAGACCGGCAGCAAGGUGGAAGGGACCAAUCGAAGUAAUGCCAAGGAAAGGAUGUACGAUGAGAUCUAUGGCAAGGUCGCGCUCGUCCAGAUCCUCGACUACGAGUGGUCUAAGGGACAGAAUCCAUCGCAGACGUCGGGCAGCAGCCUGCCUCCAACUCCCCGCCUGACGGACAGGGCAAGCAUGCUAUCUCCUCUCUCCCCUGACUUGAUCAUCCACGCCAAGAGAAAUUUGAGCGAGCAAAUCCUUUGCCAGGAAGCAGGGAAAAAGACUCCUAAGGGGAAGGAGAACAUGAAUCCACACUCAUCCUCAAACAUUUCAGAGCUCAAGUCAUCUAUGGGAAAGCGUUUCGGGGCAGAGGUCACCCUGCUCAAAGCUUUCACCCUGCUCAAAGCUUUCACCUGA